AAUCAAUAUAAUACCGCGACUACACACGACGACGUUGACGGCGACGACGUUUGUGUAGGAUGCACGUACGCAUAUCGAGAGAGUGUGAGCAGGAAAGAGACAGAGUGUAUACGCCCUCGCGCGCGACCGAGCAAGACGUAUAACUUCGUGUUCAGCAUGUUCGUGUGUAAGUGCACGCGAGAAAGUUUUUCCCGCGCGCGCUCUCUGUAACGAUAUAGAAAGAGAGAGGGAGACGUGAUGUGCACUCGCGUUGUUUGUGUUUGUUGCGUGCGUAUAGCUGCGAUGGAUCGAUCACACACUGAGUGAUAUUUGAAUAGAGUAUAAUGUGGCUGCGAAGUGAACAUGUAAGUCGAAGGCUACGUGGCCGAUUGGGUUCUACUGCAUCUGCAUCCAAAAGCUCUGGUCGGCGAGUCCAAGGAGGUUUUGUACGCAAAGUACCAGCCAUCAACAACAGUAAUCAACGGGUACAUACUACAAGCAAAUGCGGUAGAUUAUCACGCUGGAGACGACGUUCGCCAAAUUUAUUAAAAGAAGCAUGUAAGGAAAACGUUUUGAACUAUGCAAAGUCGUCACCCAUUCGGAAUAAGGUACCUCGUCGACGAAAGUGUAUAAAGCGCUCAAUGGUCACAUCAACUCCACUAAAUCGCGUGAUACCAAAAGAUACAUUAAUUCCACCUAAAAAUACUGAUCUUUCAAAAGUAUCUGAAGAAUCCAAGGAAAAUUGGGAUUUAGAUACAAUACCACUUUAUUCUCCAUCACUUAAUAUUCCAGAAGGGAUUUGCUCUUCAACACCGGUUGAUAAUUUUAAUCUUCGACCGCCAUCUAUUAAUUCUAUAAGUGAUUACAUGCCCCAACCAACAGAAGCAAUCCAACCAGAUUUUUCAUACUUAUUAGAUGAGGAAGGAAAUAGACAUUCAGUUUCUCCAAUUUUAGAUUUACUCUCCCUACAUUAUUCAGCAAUUUGUACACCAAAUGACCAUUGCGAUGAACACUACAGUGUUAUGCACUCAACUUCAAUUUACAAUAGUCGUCUGACUUAUACUACCCAAAAAUACUACCUAAACGACGAUUCCUACAUCAACAAUAACGAGAAUAAUGAUGAUGUAUCGAAACUUCAGUAUACCAAUCUCGAGAGUGAUCCUUCAAAUUAUGAGUCUACUUUGGCAUACUCCUCUUCAAAGUAUAAUGACUUAUCCAACGUUAACGUGACAGACUUGAAUCAGCCAGACUCAAAUGGCAACGUUCAUGAGAAGUGUAAUUCUGAAAAUAUCAAUGUAGGAUACGAGGGAGUUAAAUACAUUGAAGUCAGUAGCGAAGAAGUCGUCGAGAGCUGUGAUGUGGAUAACAUGGUCACAAAUGUACAAGAUGAUCGAGAUUCGUUUGAUCCUUAUGUGUUCAUCAAACAUUUGCCACCUUUAACAGCAGCAAUGAGGGCAAGAUGUCCAGCACUUCCUUUGAAAACAAGAAGCAGUCCAGAAUUCAGUUUGGUUCUAGAUUUGGACGAAACGUUAGUACAUUGCAGUCUGCAAGAGCUAUCAGAUGCAUCAUUUCGUUUUCCAGUUGUUUUCCAAAAUAUUACGUAUACAGUCUUCGUUAGAACAAGACCAUUCUUCCGCGAGUUUCUCGAGCACGUGUCUUCAUUGUAUGAAGUAAUCCUAUUUACAGCCAGUAAGCGUGUCUACGCGAACAAAUUGAUGAAUUUGUUGGAUCCUACGAGAAAGCUGAUCAAGUACCGGUUGUUUCGUGAGCAUUGUGUGUGCGUGAAUGGCAAUUAUAUUAAGGAUUUGUCUAUUCUGGGAAGGGACUUAUCAAAAACUGUGAUCAUUGAUAAUAGUCCACAAGCAUUUGGAUACCAGCUGGAAAAUGGUAUUCCAAUUGAAAGUUGGUUCGCAGAUCGAUCGGACAGCGAAUUAAUGAAACUGGUACCAUUUUUGGAAAACUUAGUACAUUGGGGAGGAGACGUUCGACCGCGAAUCAGGGAACAGUUUCGGCUCUUCAGUUUUUUACCAUCAGAUUAAUUAUAAGAUAGCAGCAUAAAUGUGUCGACUACAUUGUGAAUGAAGAUUUUUCAUUCCGAUGUAGUUCGAUAAUAAGUCGUUCACAUACGUUAAAUAUAGUAAUAUAUAGGCGGUCCUGUUAUGAAAGCACACUUCUGCCCUACGCGUAUGAUUGGCGAUAACGUUUGGAUAAUCGUGCGAAUGAUAUGAAGUUAAAAUUACUAUUGAAAGCCCAGAUGGCUUAAAGUAUAUCUAUAUACAUGUACGUAUAUAUAUAUAUACACUAAAAUAUCCUGUAAGUGAAUCAUGGUAUUAAAUGUAUUUGAAAUUUUCAGUAACUAAUUUAGAAAUUACUGAAGAUUUCUUGUUUAAUAGAAAUUUCCAUGUUCCAUUUACAUGAUUGUUUUUCACUUCUUUUUUAUUUUAUUUUAUUUUUUGCCUUAAAACGAGGAAUUAAUUGAUUUUCCUUUUUUACUUUAAUAUUCUUGUACUUGCACUCAACGGUCGAUUCGAGAAAAGUCACAAAUUUUAUAUUUUUCAAAGACUUUUAGAUUAAAUAUUUAAAUCAUUUUAGUAGUUUUAUAUUUCAUAUCUAUAUUAGUUAUAAAUUGUUAUAACGUUGUACAUAGAUUAAUGCCUUUCCAAGUAUUGAGGCGCUUCUACUUUUUUUACAUUGAUUGUAUUAGUGAAUAUGAAAUCCUAUUGAUUCAUAGUUGGAAAUCAUGUUGAACGUUUAUGCAGUGGAAUGUUUUGGAAAAACAAGUUGAAUGUCAAAACCGCAAAUGAAUUAAUGCCAAGUAAUGAAAUUUUGUAGUAAUUUUUGGUUUCAUAUUUUUUACGUUUUUUAUAACUUUAUUUUAUGGCCAUUUAUUAUUAUUUUCAAGUAACAAAAUCUUUGAAUGAAAUUUCAUCGAAAGUUACAUUUUACUGUACAAGUGCACAACUUUUUGUGUUUAAUAGACUUUUUAAUUGAAAGAUAUCGUUUUAAAUUUCAUAAAAUCGUAGUUUAUUUGUCUACGAUGACAUCCAUUUAUUAAUGUUAAUAAAACUCCGUUUGCUAGUCUCCCACACUAGCGCGCUAACAACGGAGAAUGUUACAAGCGUUAAAAUUUACUAAACCACACUGAAAAAAUGAUAUGCCUUAAGUACAAAAAUAAGAUUUAAAUCUAAUACGUAAUACAUAAUGUAGUUAUUACGAUCAAAAUUAAGAUUUUAAUACAUUUAAAUCGAUUGAACUUUCAUAUUUUGGUAUGAUACAAAUUUUAGUGAUUCCAUGAAAAGAAAUAAAUCAUAUUUAUGAAGCCCAUCAGGCUUUACAAGACCAAGUAAUACUUUUUGUUACGAAAAUAAAUGAAAUUGAAAAAUAUUUACAAUAUACACGAUAGCAUACGCUAUCUGUUUUAUAAACUUUAUAAAUUUGAUAAUUACGUUUUAUAAGGCCAAUUUUUUUAACAAUUACUUUUAAUUUGUUCCACAUUUUAAUCAGUAU
Messenger RNA from Phymastichus coffea, 3486 nucleotides. RefSeq names its product CTD small phosphatase-like protein 2. Gene Ontology annotation, molecular function: phosphoprotein phosphatase activity. The transcript has 8 exons. Lineage: Eukaryota; Metazoa; Arthropoda; Insecta; Hymenoptera; Eulophidae. The record is from RefSeq and is a predicted model, not a curated record. Bases 324 to 2018 code for a protein of 564 amino acids.